Fusarium fujikuroi IMI 58289 is the source of this 492-nucleotide messenger RNA. RefSeq lists its product as uncharacterized. Bases 1 to 492 code for a protein of 163 amino acids. Lineage: Eukaryota; Fungi; Ascomycota; Sordariomycetes; Hypocreales; Nectriaceae. The transcript is spliced from 3 exons. The record is from RefSeq and is a predicted model, not a curated record.
AUGAAGAGCCGACCUUCUCCAAGAGAAUAUCACUGGGGACUAAUUACCACUGAUGACAUUGGAGGGCCUGUUCUUCAUCACGCGACGAACCUUGCGGGACCAUGGAAAUACGAGGAGAGACGGGGCCAAUCAGCUAUCGACCAAACUCUGAUAGUACUGGUCAAAGCGAGCCGCGUCUCCAAUGUACUGCGCGCCACGCAGAUCAUCCAGUCUGUUCCUGCAGAUGGAAAGCCAUCAUGUCGAACUGGAGCGGAUUUCACGUGCCGAAUCUGGGUCAAGGAUGCUCUAGUCGAAUUACACGAAAAGGGAGGGAUUUUUCUUGCCAAUGAUAUUGAAGUGAUUGAGACAGAAGCAAUAGCAUAUGCCGAGAGGUAUGCUGCCGACAGCGAGCAGGGUAAGGGGACAGCAGUCGUCAAUGGUGCCUUUGCACCGAGUCCCCAGUGGCCCCCUAUUGAACGACCUAGAAAGCAUGUCUUCAGAUUAGGCGACUGA